This is a messenger RNA of Penicillium angulare, 909 nucleotides long. RefSeq lists its product as uncharacterized. Bases 1 to 909 code for a protein of 302 amino acids. Lineage: Eukaryota; Fungi; Ascomycota; Eurotiomycetes; Eurotiales; Aspergillaceae. The transcript is spliced from 3 exons. The record is from RefSeq and is a predicted model, not a curated record.
AUGGAGAAUCCGAAUUCUCUAACGGAGCUUUCUGCUCUGGUGGAGCGGACCCUUCUGGAUACUGGCCGGCUUUUCAGAAAAUCAGGGUCAAUGCCGACGAGUACUCACCUGCAGCGCUCGAUUCCUGCAUAUUAUGAGGGCUUCCAGGAGGCCUUGGAUAACCUCACUGAGCAAAUUUUCAUCGCAAAAGCCUUCUUAGAAAAAGACUAUGAAGCCAUCAAAGCGCGAGAAGCCGUGCCAAUCACCGCUGAAGAUGUGGCCAUGGACGAUGUAGACCAGAAGCUAGAGCAAGAAGCCCAGCCUUCAGAACCCAUAAAAACGGAAAUGGGAACUGAGCCUUCCCCUGCUGAAGCAAAGGUAGCAAACGAUGUACCUGCGCCAACUGAAGCCGCGCCCGUGCCCCAGCCUACCCAGGAUGCAGCUGUUAAAGAAGAAAAGCAAACCAAGAAGAACGAGCCUGUGGGUCAAGACUUUACUGAUAACGCGGACGGCCUCAAUUUCGAUUCAGUGCUCAAUGAGGGUGGUGGUGGCUCGGGAUCCUUCCAUCUCAGUCUCGACUUUGAUGAUGAUAUGGGAAACCAGGCAUUCUUAUCCGGAUCGGCUUUUGGGAGCACGGGGCCCAAUGACCAGAAGACUGGUACAUCACAACCUCCGGAGAAUUCGAUGACAGCCCCUGCUGGCGGGGGUGCUUUUGAUAUGGAGCUUCAGAAGAGUGAAGGCGACCCGACAGGAAAUAUAUUUCCGGAUCAAGGAACGGGGAUGGAUGAUUUGAUGGGGCCUGGGGAAUCAAGCUUUGAUGAUCUAUUUAUGGAGACUGAGAAUAUGGGAGGUGAUGGCACAGACCUCAAUCAGUUGGAAGGUGAUAGCUUGAUGAACCUCAACGAACUGGAUGAUAACUGGUUUACUUGA